CAGGAUCUCCUGCAGACAUGGCGGUCUCCACCGCAGUCGGGAAACUGCGGAUCCCUCAGGUGGCCAAGGUCAAAAACAAAGCUCCAGCUCUCGUCCAGAUCACCGCCGAACAACUGCUCAGGGAGGCCAAAGAACGAGAGCUUGAGCUUCUUCCACCUCCACCUCAACAGAGGAUCGCAGAUGAAGAAGAAUUCAAUGACUACAAGCUGAGGAAAAGGAAGGCCUUUGAAGAUAACUUAAGGAAGAACCGGACUGUGAUUGGGAACUGGAUAAAAUACGCACAAUGGGAAGAAAGGCUCCAGGAAAUUCAGAGGGCUCGAUCCAUCUACGAGCGUGCUUUAGACGUGGACUAUAGAAAUAUCACCCUCUGGCUGAAAUAUGCAGAAAUGGAAAUGAAGAAUCGCCAGGCCAACCAUGCCCGAAAUGUGUGGGACCGUGCCAUAACAGCACUGCCACGAGUCAGCCAGUUCUGGUACAAGUACACAUACAUGGAAGAGCUGUUGGGGAACAUGGCCGGUGCCCGGCAGGUGUUUGAGCGCUGGAUGGAAUGGCAGCCCGAGGAGCAAGCCUGGCACUCCUACAUUAACUUUGAGCUGAGAUACAAAGAGGUGGAGCGGGCUCGGACCAUUUACGAACGCUUUGUUCUUGUGCACCCGCGGGUGAAGAACUGGAUCAAAUAUGCCCACUCUGAAGAAAAACAUGCUUAUUUUGCCCACGCACGGAAAGUGUAUGAGAGAGCUGUUGAGUUCUUCGGAGAGGAGCAUAUGGAUGAACACCUCUAUGUUGCCUUUGCCAAAUUUGAGGAAAACCAGAAAGAAUUUGAGAGGGCCCAGGUCAUCUACAAGUAUGCCUUGGACAGAAUCCCAACACAUGAGGCUCAAGAGCUCGUCAAAAACUAUACCAUCUUUGAGAAGAAGUUUGGUGACAGACGGGGUAUUGAGGCUAUCAUUGUGAGCAAACGCAGAUUCCAGUAUGAAGAGGAAGUGAGGGCCAGUCCCCACAAUUAUGAUGCGUGGUUUGAUUACUUGCGCUUACUGGAAAGCACUGCAGAAGCUGACACAGUGCGAGAGGUUUAUGAGAGAGCCAUUGCCAACAUUCCACCCAUUCAGGAGAAGAGACACUGGAAGCGUUACAUCUACCUCUGGAUCAACUAUGCACUCUAUGAAGAAUUGCAGGCAAAGGAUCCUGAGAGGACAAGGCAGGUGUAUCAAGCCUCUUUGGAAUUAAUUCCUCAUCAAGAGUUCACAUUUGCCAAAAUGUGGCUCUAUUAUGCACAAUUUGAAAUAAGACAGAGAAAUUUAUCAUCUGCCAGAAGAGCUUUGGGGACUUCCAUAGGCAAGUGUCCAAAGAGCAAGUUAUUUAAAGGCUACAUAGAACUGGAAGUGAAGCUUCGAGAAUUUGACAGAUGCCGGAAGCUUUAUGCAAAGCUGUUGGAAUUUGCACCUGAAAAUUGUACCUCCUGGAUUAAGUUUGCAGAAUUAGAGACAAUCCUUGGUGAUGUGGAGAGAGCCAGGGCAAUCUAUGAGUUAGCCAUCAGCCAGCCUCGCUUAGACAUGCCAGAGGUGCUUUGGAAAUCCUACAUCGACUUUGAGAUGGAACAGGGAGAAAUUGAGAGAACACGAAAUCUUUACCAACAGUUGCUCCAACGGACACAGCAUGUCAAGGUAUGGAUCAGUUUGGCUCACUUUGAGUUGUCUGCAGGAGAAGACAGAAGUGUGUCUAAAUGCAGACAGAUUUAUGAAGAGGCUAACAAAACCAUGCAGAACUGUGAAGAAAAGGAAGCGAGGCUUAUGCUGCUGCAAUCGUGGAGACGCUUUGAGGAUGAAUUUGGAACAGUAUCAGAUAAGGAGAGAGUAGACAGACUCAUGCCAGAGAAAGUGAAGAAGAGAAGAAAGGUUCAGACUGAUGACGGGUCUGAUGCAGGCUGGGAAGAAUACUGUGACUACAUCUUUCCAGAAGAUGAAGCUGCCAGCCAACCUAACCUCAAACUUCUGACUAUGGCUAAACUUUGGAAGAAACAACAAGAAGAGGAGGAGACUGGGAGCCACUGGGAGGAGGCCUCAGAGCAGUCUGCAGACUUAGGAAACGAGGAAGAAAUGAGUGAGGGUGAAGAGCCCGGCCACGAAGACCUCAUCUUGGCUGUUCCAGAGUCGCGAUCUGACAGAGAUUCCGGGGAUAGUGAAGAAGAGGAGGAGGAAGUGGGCGAGGGGACCCCGCAGAGCAGCAUGUCCACCACAGGGGACCACUCUCCUGACUCCCCAGCCCUGUGGCCCACUGAGCCCAAGCAGGAACUGCCCAAAUACCUGCCGGCACUGCAGGGCUGCCGCAGCGUGGAGGAGUUCCAGUGCCUGAACAGGAUUGAGGAAGGCACCUACGGGGUCGUGUAUAGAGCCAGGGAAAAGAAGACAGACGCCAUUGUGGCUCUGAAAUGGUGGAAAGUGGAGGGGAGAGAAGGGUUCCCAAUCACAUCCCUGAGAGAAAUCAACACCCUCCUCAAGGCCCAGCACCCCAACAUUGUCACCAUCCGGGAGGUGGUGGUGGGCAGCCACAUGGACCAGAUCUACAUAGUGAUGAACUACGUGGAGCAUGACCUCAAGAGCCUCAUGCAGACCAUGCAGCAGCCCUUUCUGCCAGGGGAAGUGAAGACGCUGAUGCUUCAGCUGCUGCAGGGGGUGAAUCACCUGCAUGACAACUGGAUUCUGCACCGGGACCUCAAGACCUCCAACCUGCUGCUGAGCCACGGAGGCAUCCUCAAGAUCGCUGACUUUGGGCUGGCUCGAGAGUACGGGAUGCCCCUGAAGGCCUACACCCCCGUCGUGGUGACCCUCUGGUACCGCCCCGAGUUGCUGCUGGGCGCCAAGGAGUACUCCACACCCGUGGACAUGUGGUUGGUGGGCUGCAUCUUCGCAGAGCUGCUGACACAUAAGCCCCUGUUCCCUGGGAAGUCAGAGAUGGAUCAGAUCCACAAGAUAUUCAAGGAUCUGGGGACUCCAAGUGAGAAAAUCUGGCCUGGCUACAAUGAGCUCCCGGUGGUCAAGAAGAUGACCUUCAGCCAACAACCCUACAACCACCUCCGGAAGCGCUUCGGGAUUCUGCUCUCAGACCAAGGCUUUGAUCUCAUGAACAAGUUCCUGACCUAUUUCCCUGGGAGACGGAUGACAGCAGAAGAUGGCCUCAAGCAUGAGUAUUUCCAUGAGAACCCCCUCCCUAUAUACCCUUCCAUGUUCCCCACCUGGCCUGCCAAGAGUGAGCAGCAGCAGCAGAGGGUGAAGUGUGGCACCAGCCACCAACCCCCCAGGGGUGGUCUAGGCUUCAACCAGCUGGGUGAGAAGGAGGAGGUGAUGGAGACAGGCUUCUACCUCACCACCACCAACCAGGGGGCCUCAGCCGUAGGUCCAGGCUUCAGCCUCAAGUUCUGA
Messenger RNA from Dipodomys spectabilis (banner-tailed kangaroo rat), 3419 nucleotides. Its product is annotated as crooked neck-like protein 1. Gene Ontology annotation, biological process: protein phosphorylation; spliceosomal complex assembly; mRNA splicing, via spliceosome. NCBI's taxonomy places the organism in Eukaryota, Metazoa, Chordata, Mammalia, Rodentia, Heteromyidae. The record is from RefSeq and is a predicted model, not a curated record. Gene Ontology annotation, cellular component: Prp19 complex; post-mRNA release spliceosomal complex; precatalytic spliceosome. Gene Ontology annotation, molecular function: ATP binding; protein binding; protein serine/threonine kinase activity.